AUGGGGCCGCCGGAGGGCGCUGCUGUGGGGCCUGCUGUGGCGACGAGCACUUGCCGCGCUACAGGCGCCCCCGGCGCCUCCGACUCCGAGUGGUCGGAGGCCGAGGCCAUCGACGGCGGCGCGGGCGUGGUCCGGGCGCUGCGGACAGAGAGCCGCCGGCUGCUGCGCGAGAACGCGGAGCUGCGGCUGAACCUCGACGAGGCCCUCCGGGAGCUGGCGGCGCUGCGGCGCGAGCACGAGUCGUCGCGCCUGCGCGCUCGGGGCGUGUACACAGCGCUCCUAGGUGGUGGCCCCGUGCUCGCUGGACAAGUAGGUCGAGAGGCGCCUGCGUGCGACCUGGGCGAGACAUUCCACGCCGAGUGA
This is a messenger RNA of Prorocentrum cordatum, 363 nucleotides long. The record is from the annotation of a GenBank genome assembly. NCBI's taxonomy places the organism in Eukaryota, Dinophyceae, Prorocentrales, Prorocentraceae.